AUGCAGGUGGCGGCCAGCAACGACCAGAGGAGGGCUGAUGGUGGCGGCGGCCUGGUGCAGGGAGCCGUGACCACACCUCCCAUCGCCGCGCCCAGCGCCCUCUUCGUGGCUGGUCUGCUCGGGGGCGUGGCCUCUACCCUCGCCGGCCACCCGUUCGACACCAUCAAGACGCAGUCCGUGGGGCCGGGCAUCGUGCCGCGCUACGGCGGGCCGCUCGACUGCCUGCGCACCAUCGUCAAGGAGGAGAGCUUCCGCGGCCUCUUCAAGGGGAUCGUGGCCCCGCUGGGAACGCGCGCCAUCAUCAACGCCCUCGGCUUCGCCUCCUUCGGCAUGACCCUCGAAGCCCUCCAGGGACCCCAGGCCGACAGCGUCUCUAAGAGUGGAAGCAGCAGCACGCUGUGGCACAUUGUGCUGGCGGGAGCGGUGACGGGGAUCACGGUGAGCCCCAUCACCACGGCAUCGGAGCUGGUCAAGAUUCGGCUCCAGGUCCAGCGCGGCCCAGGCUGGUUCGACCCCAAGGAGCACUUCCCCGGAGCGCUACGGGGAACGAGGAUGUACGUGCAGGAGAACGGCUUCUUUGCGCUGUUUCGAGGGUUCCGCGGCACCCUGUGCCGUGAUGUGAUCGCCUACCCGUCCUUCUUCCUCACCUACUUCACUGUGCGGCACCACCUCGAUGCGGUGGACAAGGCGUUCAGCUGGGUGACGCCGUUCGUGUCGGUGGCGGCGGGCGGGGUGGCGGGCAUGGCCUCGUGGGCGUCGGCCUACCCGUUCGACCUGUGGAAGAGCAACGUGCAGCGCGCCCUCACCUUCCCCGCCACGCCCGGCCACCUUUCCUUCCGCUACUUCAUCGCCACCCGAUACCGCGACCUCGGUAUUCGAGGGCUGUUCACGGGAAUGUGGCCGACGAUGCUGCGUGCGAUUCCGGUGAACUCGGCCAAGUUGCUGGUCUACGAUCUCGUGGUGCGCUGCUUUGCGAACAACAACACCAGGCAGCGCCGGGACAGCAGCUGA
Messenger RNA from Acanthamoeba castellanii str. Neff, 1011 nucleotides. Its product is annotated as carrier superfamily protein. NCBI's taxonomy places the organism in Eukaryota, Discosea, Longamoebia, Acanthamoebidae. Bases 1 to 1011 code for a protein of 336 amino acids. Gene Ontology annotation, biological process: transport. The record is from RefSeq and is a predicted model, not a curated record. Gene Ontology annotation, molecular function: transmembrane transporter activity. The transcript is spliced from 7 exons.